Penicillium olsonii is the source of this 1365-nucleotide messenger RNA. The record is from the annotation of a GenBank genome assembly. Lineage: Eukaryota; Fungi; Ascomycota; Eurotiomycetes; Eurotiales; Aspergillaceae.
AUGGCCUUGCCCAAUGACGUACUGCUCCUGAUCGGCGAGGAACUGCAGACAGAUCGAUGGAACCUCGUCUGUGUCUCAACGCAUUUCCAUGCCUUAUAUCUCCCACUUCUAUACCGAAAGGUUUCCCUUCGCGAUUGGAGAGAUGCUGCUUCGUUUUUGUGCGCCAUUUUGAAGCGCCCGAGCCUCGCGACCGCGGUGCGGGAAUUGGAUCUGACGAAGUGGCGGGCUGCAACGGUGUCCGAGCACGAACGUGAGGAAAUUGCAAAGAAUAUCCCAUUGACGGAAUGGGUAUCUUCUAUCUCACAUUCACAGACCGAGAGUGAUCAAUGCAUUUGGAGUCUUGGUCAAGGGUCGAGCGAUGCCUGGAUUGCAAUUAUUUUGCCUCUUCUGACUCAACUACGAGAGCUUCGUCUGGUUUACGCAACGAGCUCACCUCACCUGGAUCGGAUUAUGCAAAGGGUAGUGACCGGUGAAAAACCAUUCAGCGAUCAACCGGCGUUUCGCCACCUGAACACUGUUGCAUUGCAUCACCGGGAAGAUCUUGACCGCGACACUGAAAGCCAAGAGUCGUCGCCUUCAGGGCUCCUCUUGCCUUUCUUCCAGUUGCCUUCCGUGCGCACGAUCAGCGCCAAUUCCGUGGUGGACAAAGCGCCCGUGGACACCGACUCGACAGGAUCCGAAAGCCCAAGAGCCGGUUCCUCCUCUGUCACUGAGAUCGACCUCCGCGCAAGCAGUGGCAACCACGGCAUGGAGGUGCUGAUUGCCUCAUGUGCCGAACUGAAGUCUUUCAAAUACCAGCAUUCGGACGCCCAUGUCUUAUCUCAUGGAUAUCGACCCUCUGCCUUCCACCGAUCACUCAGCAAUAGCAAGACGACUUUAGAAACCCUGUGGCUUGACAACUAUGGAAACCACUAUCCCUUCACAGCCGCCGGCUUGAACCAGUCCCACGACGAAUGGUUUGGUUCUCUAGCCGAGUUCACUGCACUUCGUGAGAUACGCAUCCGACUCACCAAUCUCCUCGAUAUUAGAUACCAGAGUGACCCGGCAAUACCUCUCCUGGACUGUCUACCGUCCUCAUUGGAGACGUUGUAUAUUGAAGGGUGCGAGGAAAGGCACUUCGGUAUGCUAGUCUCGCAGCUGCAGACCGUGGUCAAAAAUCAUCGCGGUCGCUUCCCACAUCUUCAACGCGUGGGCAUUGAAGGCGCAUUCCACGACGUGGCACUGGAGGAUCAGAAUGUUGGAUCGGGAUCGGUCGAAUCUGCGAUCAGCAACAAGAUCCUCCAGGCUACGGAGUCGUUGCACGUCGAUUGUUUGAAUAUUGGAAUGGAGCUGCGAAUCCACGAUCGAGCUCUUUCGCAUUUGUGA